Molecule: messenger RNA, 754 nt
Organism: Neopsephotus bourkii (Bourke's parrot)
Lineage: Eukaryota; Metazoa; Chordata; Aves; Psittaciformes; Psittacidae
Gene: RAB36
Product: RAB36, member RAS oncogene family
Molecular function (GO): GTPase activity; GTP binding
Source: RefSeq, a predicted model, not a curated record
AUGAAGACAAACCUAAUGCAUUUGAUCCCCCCAGUAAGUAGGGACAGAGUACUCUCCUGAUUUCCCAAGGACUUUUGCAAAGUAGGCAUCACACAAUUUAUCCCAACAGCUGUUCUCUCUUGUUUUCAAUGGUACGCACCUGAGGCCUCUUGGCAGUUUGAGCACUUCGAUGCAGAGGUCAGGACUGCUUGUAUCAGAGCACUGGACUACAAGGCUACAAGUGAAGUGGAUUUUGAAAUUGAAUGUUUUGAAAUAAUUGGAAUAUCAUCUGCUGUCCAGAUAUGGGACACAGCAGGCCAGGAGAAGUUCAAGUGCAUUGCAUCUGUUUACUACUGAGGAGCAGUGGUUAUAAUAACAGUGUUUGAUCUGGUUGGUAUCCAGACUUUGGAUCACAUCAAAUAAUGGCUAGAAGAUGCACUGAGGGAAAAUGAGCCAGAUUCCAGCUUCAUCUUUCUAGUUGGAACAAAAAAAAAAAAAAAAAAAGAAAGAUUUGCCAAUAAGUAAAUUUAAUGAAGAUAAGGAAAUCAGGUUUCCUGUAGUUCCUCGAUUGAUUUCCCUUACAAUUUGUACACGGUGUUGUUGAGAUAAAGACCUUCAGGGAAAAAUAAACAGAAAGAAAGCUCACAGGUAACUAGAACAGCACUUGGAACUGAUUUAAGAAGAUGUUUUCUAAAAAUAACUCCUAAGUAGUUAGUGAAAUAUCCCUAUUUGAGUUCUUUGCAUAACAUUUUUCAAGCACAUACAAACAACUUAA